Melozone crissalis (California towhee) is the source of this 1199-nucleotide messenger RNA. RefSeq names its product chromosome unknown C18orf21 homolog (gene RMP24). The transcript is spliced from 4 exons. NCBI's taxonomy places the organism in Eukaryota, Metazoa, Chordata, Aves, Passeriformes, Passerellidae. Bases 124 to 897 code for a protein of 257 amino acids. The record is from RefSeq and is a predicted model, not a curated record.
CCGGGCGCAGGCGGUGGAGCCGGGGCCGGAGGAGGGGGCUCCGGAGCCGAGCGCCCCGUGAGGCCGGCGCGCUCCAGAGGAGGCUCCUGGCGCGGGAGAGCAGCGCAAGGACAGGACAGGAGCAUGGGAAUGAAUGCCGGCUCGCCCGUUCCCUCCCUGUGCCCCUUGCCCUGCGCUGCCCCGGCAGGGCCGAGCCUCGGGGCUGCCGGCUGCGGUGUUCAGCUCGCCAGGAGGCAGGGCCAGGGGGCCCUCGGGGGUUUGGGGAGAGGCGCCCGAGUCCGGCUCCGGCUGCAGGAGACAAUGAGGCAGAUGUCAGGAGUGAGCCUCCUGUUGGGUAAUGAACGUGGAUUAGAAAGGAUAUGUCCUUACUGCUUCCAGUUCCUGGUUCCUGACAGCUACCGAGUGCGCCUCAAACCAAAGAUGAAAGUGACUCCACAGAUAGAGAAGGUCCUUAAACAAGAGGCAAAGAAUCAUAAGCUUAACAUGAAACAGACAAAGCUUUUGAGAAAGUACAGGGAGUCAAAAAGCAUUCUGCUGGUUACUUGCAAAUCUUGCAACAAAACAACAAGAUAUUAUGGUAAAAGCAGGGAUUUUCUGGCAGCCAAAACACAAAAUUGUGGCACUCCAGGUGUCAAAUCUAGCCUGAAGACACCAGAUGUAAAAAUUCAGUCUGCAAAGAAAAUGACACCUGUAAGCUGCAGUAGGUUGGGAUCUAAAGGGAACAGUCCCUCAUCACUUUCCAGGACACGUGAAUCUGGACAGACAACAACCAACUCUGCUUCCAAGACUCCCCGAAAUUCCAAAUUUCACUUUUCUAAGCUAAAACGGAUGCUUGACCUAGAAGAAAAAGAGAAAAACGAGAAGGCAGAUUUCAAAACCUUCUUGACUUUACUUUAGUUACAUUUUAUUUCAAAGUAAUAAAGAUUACAGCAAUAAAUAUUGCUCCAGUUUUAGUAAAUCAACAAAGUGAUUUCUUUAAAACUCAAGCUAACAUCCUGUACCUUGUGGAAGCAUAGCUCAUGUUUUUUAGAAGGAAGGUCUGUUUCUAAGGGGAGUGAUGGUCUGCCAGAGGGAGAAGUAAAGAUAGCCAGUUUAAUAUGCUUGGGAAUCUUGGACAUAUUUUGCAGUUUCUGAUGCCCCAAGAAUUAAAAAGCCAGGAUUUAUCCUUUGAGGAAGCUGAUGAUGGCCCCAUCAGGACC